Molecule: messenger RNA, 9740 nt
Organism: Ailuropoda melanoleuca (giant panda)
Lineage: Eukaryota; Metazoa; Chordata; Mammalia; Carnivora; Ursidae
Gene: PPM1A
Product: protein phosphatase, Mg2+/Mn2+ dependent 1A
Exons: 5
Coding region: 3499-4647 (382 amino acids)
Biological process (GO): protein dephosphorylation
Molecular function (GO): manganese ion binding; magnesium ion binding; protein serine/threonine phosphatase activity
Source: RefSeq, a predicted model, not a curated record
UGACCUGAGCUGAAAUCAAGAGUUGGAUGCUUAACCAACUGUGCCACCCAGGCGCCUCCGUGUAAUCCUUUUUUUAAAGUAAGGGUCGAUGAGAAAUUUCAGACUCCAAUGAGAGAAAAAUUACCCAAAGAUUAGCCUUUUUCUUUUCUCAAAUUGGUAUAAAGUUUUGUUCAUGCAUUUAUUUGUCAUUACCAUAGAUAACUUUGACAUGGCUGCCUUGGAUUACAAAAUAAAAUUUAUGAAUUAACGUGUCUCAUAGCUUGGGAAGUUGAAAUUAGUUUGUGUACCCUAAAUUAUCCUUUGCAGAGAUACAGGCACAAGGAGUCUGUUUCUUCACUGAACCCCACUCUACAAUAUAUUGCUUAAAUCCUAUCGUUCAAUAAAUGUGCAUUUCAGGGGUCAGCUGAGCAUUUGUCUUCAUGUUUACAGAGCAUAUUCACAUGUAAGCAUUAGCGGGCAAUGUACAAUAUGCUGCAUAUUUGGUAGCAGUUAAGAGUUUACAUCCCACAUCCCGCUGCAGAUGAGUUGAAUUUUGCCGUGUUGUGUACACUGCUACCAAAUCAAAGACGAGUUCAGUCUUUUGAUUGUCCUGGUACUUUGUUUUCAGAUCAGCUGAUUAAGCUAGUGUUGUGGUGAGGUCCAUCCAGCAUGUGCUCAGAGUAGAUUAAAGACAAGGCGAGAACUAGAAUUUCUCUCAGAAACUAGCUUAAGCUUUCAUGGGCAAAUUGAACCCUUAGGGAUUUACUAUUUAUAGAUAGAUGCCACUUUAAUAAUUUGACUACAUAAUUAGUAGUCCACUUCUGGAAGAUGACUGUGUAAACAUAGUAUUUAUAAGUGAGUAAUUUCUGGUAUUAUAUUUACAUAACCGUCUGCUGUAUUUAUGUAGCCAUUGUUGGCUGCUUCACUAGGUUUCUACAAAUUACUCAGAAUCCCAGGAGGUAAGAUUUCUGAAUUGUCUUAUUUUCACUAUGUGAAAGUCCAACCACAAAAUUAUUAAUUUGUCCUUGAUGUAUAUUUUUAUAUUUGCUGUGGGCUGGACCUAAAAUUUUAUCAGAUGGUUGACUUGGUUCGUUAUAUUUUUACAUUUCUAACAUAUAUUUUUUCAAAAGUUUGGGGUUUGUUUUUAGAAAUUUUACCCUGUUUGUCUUCAAAGAAUUAUUUGGUAGUUUUAUAUGUAUAUCUGGAAAAUAGCUACUGGACUUUUCUGCAAAAGAGAGUAAGUUCCCUGUUAGGUAGUAUCAGAAUCUAGUGUGACUGUAUAUUUAGGAAUGUAGUAAUAAUGAAAUAGUUUGCUGACUGCCUUAUUUUUGCCUACCUCAUUUAAACUUUGAAGCGACAUUCAGAGGUAAGUAUAAAUAUGUUGAUUGUACGGAUGAGGAAUGCUAGAUCAUCAAGCAUCUUAACUGUAUCUCUCUCCUCCCCUUUAGCCCAGCUAAAGGAAUUGAGGUACAGAGAUGAGGCAAAUUGCAGUUGACCUUCAGCAGAUGACUUGACUUCAUCAUGCCUCAGUCAUCGUCUAGCCAUCUAUAUUACCUAUCUAGGCAUCUCAUCUAAUCUUUUUUACAGAUAACACAGAUGCCUAGGUUCCAACCCUAUCUUGGAAAUCCUGAUUUCUUAAUUGUAAUUUUUCAAAAAGUCCACAGAUAAUUCUUUUGUAUAUCCAUGAUCAAGACCAUUACCUUAGUAGUAAACGGUGCUUUAGAUUCAGACAGGCUUGAAUUAGAGUCCUGAUUCUUCUGAACUCAUCAGUUGAUUAGUUUUGGCCAAGUUCUUUAGUCUGAGAUUCAUCUAUAAAUUGAAGAUAUUAUUACUCACUUUAGAGGGUUGUUGAGAAUGAAUGAUUUAGAAUUAUUCUUAAACAUUGUCUGCUAUUAAGGUAUCAUCAUUAUGUUAUUCCUUUGUCCAAUCAAAACAGUCACUCUUGUCAUAAUAGUGUUUAUCAGCUUGGUAUCCGGUGAUCUGAUGAAUACUACCAUAAGGAAUAAAUGAUGGCUAGUUUUCAUUAUUUACCUACAUUAGUGGAAUUGUAAUAGGGACAGAGGAAUAGGCAGGAUAUUGUUUUAUCACACCAGUCAGCCAGACUUCUGUCUUGUGUAUUAGUUUGGCCCUGGUAGGAAAAGAAGGGGGAAAAGGUUACUGGAACACUGUGACCUUCCUAAGGAUUUAUUCUUAACGCUUUCUCUCCCAGCUUCUUCUCAAAGCCUAGCAUCACUAGCAUCAUCAAUCCCUUAGUCUUCUAAUUGCAUCCUGAUUUACGUAGGUGCUUUUACCUCCCUCCCUAUUUUGCCUCCCUACUUUCCCUCCAUUAAAUUUAAUUCUAGCCUCCUUUCAGAUUGGUUUGAGUUCAGUUGUGACUUAUUUGAUGACUUGGACCCCAUGUCUCUACAUCUCUAGGCUAUUAUUCAAAUAAAGGUCAACCUAAAUUCUGACCAACUGUCCCCGUGUUGUGUGGGCCCAUUUCAGACCAGAGUUUUUAGCUUUUGAUUAUUGGGAAAGGAUUAGAUUAGCUAAUCCUUGCCCACAUGGCUUGUCCACAUGGCUGUUCCUAGACCCUCUAAUCUCCUUUACUAUUUAUACCUAAUGGUCAUAGAGUAUAAUAAUAAUGAUACAUGUUAUUACUGCUAAAUUAAUAGAACAUCAGUAGAUCACAAUAGGCUGACUUUGUUAUAUAUAACAAACUUUGUUGUAUGUAUAUAUAAUUGCUUUGCAGCUUGACAGUUGAGGUUGUACUUGAUAAUUUAAUAACUUAAUGGUUUUGUCAGAGACUGAAAAACCUAUGGAAAAGGUAGAAAUUGAACUAGACUUUAGAAGAUGGAUACAUAUUUUUCUAUAAGUAAGGAGGAAGGACAGGGGAUUCCAGUUAAGGGGACUGACAUGAACAAAGGCUUAAAGGAAUGAGUGUGCAAAUUUGGAUCAUUGUGAGUAGAUCAUUUUUUACUUUUUCAGAGGGUUCAUGUAGUAAGAAUAAAACUAUAGGUAGUCAGAAUAAAACUGGAAAAUCCUAAAUGUUCAACCAAGAUGUUUGAUUUCAUAGGCUUUUGGUAUGUUGUAAAUUCAUUUGGCUUUUUCUUGAUUAGCAUACACAUACAAUUUAGGUCUGAGAUUCGCUAAGAGAUACACAUAUUCAUUGCACCCUGAAACACUUGGCCUGGUUCAUGUAAGCUGAUGCUCACUGCCAGUCUCCUUUCUACCUUAAGUGGUUGUGCCUGGUGGGGGAGUGUCAGGUCAGCUACUUUUAUCCUGAUGCUUCAGUUCUCUCUGUCUGUUACUCAUUCUAAGCUGUGCCUGAUCAGCCUCUCCCCCAGUUCUUUCUUGUUAAUCUCUAGGUUCCAAGUUAGCAACACAAUGAGUUUCUACUUAUGAGUUUUGAUUUCUUACUUAAAGCUUUCUUUAUAUCUUCCUUACUCUUAAAAAAUUGUUGAAUAUGUAUUUUGUAUAUAAGAUAGUUAUUAACUUUCCUGUUUCUCUUCCUUUGCAGACCUAGAAUAUCAAGACAUAAUGGGAGCAUUUUUAGACAAGCCAAAGAUGGAAAAACAUAAUGCCCAGGGGCAGGGUAAUGGGUUGCGAUAUGGGCUAAGCAGCAUGCAAGGUUGGCGAGUUGAAAUGGAGGAUGCACAUACGGCUGUGAUCGGUUUGCCAAGUGGACUUGAAACAUGGUCGUUCUUUGCUGUGUAUGAUGGGCAUGCUGGUUCUCAGGUUGCCAAAUACUGCUGUGAGCAUUUGUUAGAUCACAUCACCAAUAACCAGGAUUUUAAAGGGUCUGCAGGAGCACCUUCUGUGGAAAAUGUAAAGAAUGGAAUCAGAACAGGUUUUCUGGAGAUUGAUGAACAUAUGAGAGUUAUGUCAGAGAAGAAACAUGGUGCAGAUAGAAGUGGGUCAACAGCUGUGGGUGUCUUAAUUUCUCCUCAACAUACUUAUUUCAUUAACUGUGGAGACUCGAGAGGUUUACUUUGUAGAAACAGGAAAGUUCACUUCUUCACACAAGAUCACAAACCAAGUAAUCCGCUGGAAAAAGAACGAAUUCAGAAUGCAGGUGGUUCUGUAAUGAUUCAGCGUGUGAAUGGCUCUCUGGCUGUAUCGAGGGCCCUUGGGGACUUUGAUUACAAGUGUGUCCAUGGAAAAGGUCCUACAGAGCAGCUUGUCUCACCAGAGCCUGAAGUCCAUGAUAUUGAAAGGUCUGAAGAAGAUGAUCAGUUCAUUAUCCUUGCGUGUGAUGGUAUUUGGGAUGUUAUGGGAAAUGAAGAGCUCUGUGAUUUUGUAAGAUCCAGACUUGAAGUCACUGAUGACCUUGAGAAAGUUUGCAAUGAAGUAGUCGACACCUGUUUGUAUAAGGGAAGUCGAGACAACAUGAGUGUGAUAUUGAUCUGUUUUCCAAAUGCACCCAAAGUAUCACCAGAAGCAGUGAAGAAGGAGGCAGAAUUGGACAAGUACCUGGAAAGCAGAGUAGAAGAAAUCAUAAAGAAGCAGGGGGAAGGAGUCCCUGACUUAGUCCAUGUGAUGCGCACAUUAGCAAGUGAGAACAUCCCCAGCCUCCCACCAGGGGGUGAAUUGGCAAGCAAGCGGAAUGUAAUUGAAGCCGUUUACAAUAGACUGAAUCCUUACAAAAAUGAUGACACUGACUCGACGUCAACUGAUGACAUGUGGUAAAACUGCUCAUCUAGCCAUGGAGUUUACCUUCACCCCCAGAGGACAGUGCAGCUCAACUUCCUUGAACCUUUUAAACAUCCAUCCUCAACUUCCCAGAGGAACAUAGGACACGGGUGAGAGUGGAUCACACCGGAGAACUCGGCAGUACAACAGCUAGCCCAGGACUGAGUUGUUUUUUUUCUUUUUUUGUAAAUUUGAGACUUAUGUAAACGUGAUUUCAAACCAUAAUUCAUGUUGUAAAUCAGACUCCAGCAAUUUUUGUUGUAUGAUUUUGUUUUUUGUAAAGUGUAAUUGUCCUUGUACAAAAUGCUCAUAUUUAAUUAUGAACUGCUUUAAAUCACUAUCAAAGUUACAAAAACUGUUUGGCUUGUGUGAUGCAGCACAUCCUUUCAAGUCAGGUUGUGUUUGGACUUGGGAUCGGGACAGGGAGAGCAGCAGCCAUGUCAGCUAGACGCUCAAAUUGCACACGAUUAUGGAGAAUAAUUCCAAAAUCUUACAAAGCCGAACAUCAGGGAGUUAACCGAAAACGAUCUUGGCAGUGGGGUUGGCACUGUUGAUAAAGCUGGUCCCUCCAUUUAACUGUCUUUUAGGUUGUUCUCGCCUUGUUGCCAGGAGUAUUGCAGGUAAUACAGUACAUUCAUAAGAAUAUCAAUCUUGGGGCUAAAAUGCCUUGAUUCUUUGCACCUCUUUUACAAGUCCUUACUUUGAAUUACUAAUUGAUAAGCAGCAGCUUCCUACAUACAGUGGGAGACUGCCACGUUUUUGCUAUCAUAAUCGGCUGGGCCUGCUGCUGUUCCUAGUAAGGUAUUCUGAAUUCCAUUUUAUCAAUAAAGCUUGAUUUAACAAACAAGAAAUUUAAUCAUGUAUGUGUAAUUCCUCCUUUACCCUGCCCUUUUAAAGCACCAUGCCAUUGUAAAUGAGAAGUUUCUCAUGGGGAAAGAUGUUAGUCUCUUUUAAUUGGGAAUUAGUGUUACUCAAGGCACAGAUGGAACUGUUUCCCUUCCAUUAGAAAGACUACAAGAUUUAAAUCUGUGUUGUUUCUUAAUGUGUUUUUUAAUGGAUUUCUUUCUGGCUGCUUAUUUUUCAUUAAGAUGUGGAUCAGCUUGAAUUUGCCUACUGUUUAAUUAAAAUAAUUGCCAGAGCUUGACAAUCUAACACUAUAGUAGGGGUGUGUGUGUGCGUGUGUGUGCGUGUGCGCGCACGCGCGCGUUUGCCUGUGAUUCUUAAUUGGCCCGUGUCUUUAGAUUCCAAGUAGUUAAGAUGUAUUUGUGAUUUGAAAUAUAGCAUGUUGCUAAUAUUUAGCUGUUGGCCUUUAAAAAUAACUUUCAAAGCUUAACGAAUUGUAGAUAUAAAAAUAACCUAAUUUAAUUUAGGCUUAAAUUCCUCUGAUUAAGCAUGUGAAAGUAAGUUUUUAAAUCUGUCACGCAGAAAAGACUACUGUUUUGUGCCCUUCUGUAUUUUUGUCUGUCUAGUUUGGAUAUUGUAUUUAUUGCUGUGUAAUCAUUCAGUAGGCAGAUUCCCCACUAGAAAACUAUUAACAUGUAAGAUUACAAUACAACAUUGAUUACAAAAUCGAAACUCUGUAUAAAAGGUAGCAUAAUCAGUUUUGUUAUAUUUGUUUUUUCCCUUAGAAAUAUACAUAUUUGUAUAUAUAGCCUUAAAACUAAUGUAAAGUUAGGGGAGUAGUGGGCAAAGUAAUGUGAAAUGUCUCCGAUCUAAGUAGUUACAUACCAGCAAAACCUUUCCAUUAAUCCCUCUUACUUGUGAGGCGAGUCAAUGUAAUUUAAUUGUAUUUAAUUUAUAACUCAAUCCAGCUUGAAUGAAGAAAAACAAGUACUAUUUAUAUUUAGAAAUUCAUAACAGUUGGAAUUACAGAACCAAUUCCAAACUUACAAAUAAAUGCUCAGUGUCUAACGAUCUGUGGUAGAGUGCGAAGUGUGACGAUGUUCUGUUAGGCUUUGCAAGCACCUCCGUGUGCAGUCCGCGGAUAGCAGGGCUUCCCGCGUAGAGGGAUUCCUAGACCGGCUAGUGCUGAAAACUCGAUUCCUAGUAGAAGAAGCCAGCUCCUUAAUAUUUAAAAUAGACUGAGUUUUUUAGUUCUAGAAAUUUCUAAAACCUUGAAUUAGAGUUUGAAAUGCAAAAUUGUAGGUCAUGAGUAAAAAUAUGUGAUGGAAAGCUAUAUUUCAAACCAUAACAGCAUAUUUAGAGGUUUUUAAUUUGAGAGUUUUUAAAUAAAAAAGUUGUUUAGAUAUUCCUUGUUAAAAUUAUUAGUACUGAAGUGCAGCUUGGAAGUGAGAGAAAACUAUUAAGUGUUCUCUGAGAAGACUAAAUCUUUUCCACAUGAGUCAGCAUUGCCAUACUAUAUGUAAUUUUUCAUUGUCAAAAAAGUAUACAUUAUAAUAGCAGACUGUGUGUUCUUGAUUCCUGGGGGGUAAUGGUGGUGGUGGGAACCAACCACACUUUUAAAAGGCACUUUUGCACCUCUGUUGUGCACUUCAUUUUUGUACCACUUAAGUUCUUGCCCUCCCAACCCCCUUUCGUGGGCUAAUUAGCAACUCAGGGCAAUGCCUCAAAAUUUUUUGAUGUGUUAUAUGUUAUUUUCUUUGGAGGGUGAAAGUUCCUGUAUGAUGAUAAUAACCAUUCAAAAUGUACUUUCAUUUAAGUGUUUUAAUAGGAUGAACUCAAUUUGCUGCUUUUAAUAGGAAAUUCAUUUUGUGUAGCAGACUCUUGUUACCCUAACAUUAAAAAAUGUCACUGAUCUCUUAGUGUUUUAGCAAAGUAAGCUCUGUUAAUUUCCACUUUCUUAAGGAAUAUACUUUUACGGAUAACAGAAGCAGUUCUCAAUAUUAGCAUUAACUUUUAAAAAUCCAAGUGCUAUUUUUCUUAUUUAGCUAUAGAACUAUUUCAAACAUCUUUAAUUAUAAUGCUUGCUUCUAGAGUACUAUGCAAUUAGUGUACUGCUCCAGCCACAUAUUUUUUUUACCACAUUAAGAAAUUUGGAGUAAAGACUAAAUUAUGUAAUUCAAAUAAUCUGAAUUAUACCAACACCUCUAGUGACCAUCUAUUUGACCACAUAUUAAUUCCACUAAUAAUACGGCUUUUCCACAAAAUGUGUUGAGUGUUAUUUGCAAAACACUGUUCUAGGUGCUAAGUACUUUGGAACUAUAAAGAAAUGAGUAGGUCCUUGCCCUCAAGGAGUUUACAUUUGAGUACAAUUUAUAAUCUAAUGUAUGUUAAUAUUGUAACUGAAUCACUCAUCCAAAAAAGUAGCUACAGCCCUUCUACUAUCUGCCAGAUAAUUUUCCUGAACAGGGCAGUUCUCCCUGCCCUAAAAGAGCUCAUUUGUACUUCCAUUAUUUACUUGAAAACUCUUCUGUUUAUUUUCUUCUCCCCAAAGUUAAAAAUCUCAUUCAGAAGAAAAUUUUGCUCAGCACAGUAAUAAAAUUAGACUGAGGAGACUCAACUCUAUUCAGUAUGCUUGACUACCUUUAACAAAUGGCCUUUACUCUUCCUGCUGACAUCAGCCAGUCUGAGAAAUAGGUAAUGGAUUUCUUAUAAUUCUCCAACCCUGGAAAUACUGGUGGAGUUUGAAUUUAAGGCAUUUAAAAGAAAAAAAUAUAUAUAUAGCUAAAUUUAUCUUAUUUAAGAAAAAAAUCUGUUUUUUGAAAAACACACUGCCAGUGUUAAUAUCUAGUUUUAGCCAAAUGAUUACUAUGUGUUUUAAUUUUUAAAAAUAAUUUCACUGCCCAUCUUUAUUGGACAAGUUCAUAUAGGAAUUCAAUUUGUGAUUUCUGAAAGAACUGACAAAGUUGGUUACAGGCUUUCUUUUUUGUUUUCAUUUUGAAUUUCAUGGUGUAUACUUUUAAUUCAUAAAGUUUGAAUUAGAGGUAUAAGCCUAUAAUGUUUUGUUAUUUGUACAGUAUUAUGUUAGGAUUUGGUAGUAGAAAAUAUGUAAAUAUUUCAGUACAUAAAUGUUUCUCUUUUGAGGUUUUUCUUUGAAGGAACCUUAAAGAGUUUCAUACUUUUGCUUGCAGAUUCUGCUGGUGAGAUGACCAUUUUGUAAUUGAGCGAUCUAGUCUUCUAAUUAGUUUUUCUUUUAGUCAUUAGGGCGACUUCUCUAUAGUUUAAAACUUAAGAGGCCUAAUUUUACUUUAUUUCCUUGAAUAAUGUGCCAUGAGUUUUGGAUAGUAUUUUUAAAUUAUACAUACUUCAGAAUAUGCUUGAAAUAUUUAAGAAUACAUUUUCUAAAUGUUGGGAGUAAAAUACUGUAUUGUUUUGUUGGUCAGAAUAAUAAGUCUCAAGUGUUAGUUAUUACUGAUAAUCAGAAUGCCAUACAGAAAUGAUGAGAGGCAUUUGGUUCCACUUUGUUAUCAAAUGAACAUUUCUACUUCUGUUCACCUUCACAUAUUCUUUCCCUUUUACCUGCUUUAUGUAUUAACCUAGUGGCCUCUGCUCUCCGGUUUUCGCGAUUAUAUUACCAGCAGGUAGGGGUGCACCAACUAGAAAAACUAGGAUAUAUUGAAAUUGUAGUUGACAACAUAUUAGAUGGGGGGGAAAUGUUGUUUGAAUUGAUACAACAAAGAAGUGACUUAUUUUUUCCCUCAUUCGUCCAGCAUGAAAUGUUGCUUGAUUUCCUCUACUAUCUUCUUGGUGAUGGCUUUCUCUCUCGCUCUCUAAGCAGGCCAGUUCCUUUUUCUUGGGUGCAUUAUCUCACCAAGGCCAAUUAACGCUAUAUAAAAGUGGGCCAAAAAUAAGAAAACUUGGGAGAUGGAGGGGUGGGGAGAUGCCACUGAGGAAAACAGGAUUACUCUUUAAUUAUUUUCUAAGGCCUUGGAAGGUCUUCCUUGAGCCUAGCUGUAUAUUAUUAAGAACUGUUGCAUCACAUAAACCAGCAAGAACCAACCUUUGCUUCUUCAGAUCAUUGGAUUUUUCCAGCAAGGGAGAUAAUGGUAAAAAUCACUGCUGCUUCAAUAAAAACUGAGAAAAAUAAAUGCAAUGUAUAUUCACCACAAAACCCAAUCCUUUUGUUCUUUUAAUUGCUCCAAAACUCAGUUUUCUAUUAGCUUUCCUAUCGAAUUAAAUGUUUAGAAAAA